CCGGACGCGCCGUCGGAGGGAGCGGCUGAGCCAUGGGGAAGAAGCGCGACGCCAUCCUGGACGCGCUGGAGAACCUGACGGCGGACGAGCUCAAGAAGUUCAAGCUGAAGCUGGGGGCGGCGCCGCUGCGCGAAGGCUUCCGCCACAUCCCGCGGGGCGCGCUCGGGCCGCUGGACGCCGUGGACCUCACCGACAAGCUGGUCGCCUUCUACUGCGAGGACUACGGCGCCGAGGUCACCGAGGCGGUGCUGCGCGACAUGGGCAUGCAGGAGGAGGCGGAGCGGCUGGGGGGCGCCGCGUGAGUUCCCGUGCCCGCCGGCCCCUCGGCUACUCCUGAGUCUCGAUGAAAACGGACGAGGUCGGGAGCGGUACGGUUUUCAGCAGAGGUGUCCGGGCCGGAGAAGGGCAGUGCUGAUGAGCGGGGGCUGGGACCACGCAGAAGCCCUCCGACCCGAGUCCUGAGGCCGCGGCCACUCCUCCACCGCGGGACCAACGGCCGCUGCGCGCCUCCAGCCCCCGCCCCCACCCCCUUGCUCUGCCCCUGCACCAAUAAAACCUUCGUGACAAAC
Myotis daubentonii (Daubenton's bat) is the source of this 569-nucleotide messenger RNA. It is a transcript of the gene PYDC1, whose product is annotated as pyrin domain containing 1. The record is from RefSeq and is a predicted model, not a curated record. Lineage: Eukaryota; Metazoa; Chordata; Mammalia; Chiroptera; Vespertilionidae.